Pelagomonas calceolata is the source of this 877-nucleotide messenger RNA. NCBI's taxonomy places the organism in Eukaryota, Pelagophyceae, Pelagomonadales, Pelagomonadaceae. The record is from the annotation of a GenBank genome assembly.
CAGCGCCGCAAGGAGUACCACAGACUCGCUGCCCGUGCACAAGAACAACAGGUUGGAAGCCUCCAUGCACCUGCGCCGCCUGCGACAGAAGAAACUGCAGUGUCACGUUGCGUAUGCGCAGAGAUAGGACAUUUGCACUCAGAGCUAGCUCUCAUUGAUGAUGUUCAACGCACUGGUUGUUUGGCUAACAGCCCACGAGUGCACCGCACUGGUACUGGAUCCAAGCUUCAAACAAGCGCUAGCAGCAGGUCGCGUGCACCGAGAAGUCGGCUUUGCCCCAGAACGACUGGUCGACGACCUGCGCUAUGACAUAGAUGCGCUCGAGCAGCUCGGUCGCUUCGGCCCGGCCGGCAGCGGACCGCGCGCCGGCGGCGACACCGGCAUGCGUUCGGCACUCUUCGCGGACCCGAUUGAUCGGCCUCGAGACGUCGGAUGCUUCGACGCCUUCGCCGCGCUGUGGGAGCGGCUCGGCAUAGUGCGGGAAGAACUCAUGGAAGGAUUAGAUAGAGACUUGAUAGAGAACGUCGAGGUGCACUACGUGCGCUAUCCCGAAGGCGGCUACUUCCAGCGCCACGUUGACGACUACGAAGCGAACGACGGCGCCCCGAGCCGCAGGAGCGUAUCCUUCAUUUGCUAUCUGAACGACCCCGGAGCGCCCGCAUGGACGGAGCGCGACGGCGGCGCACUGCGCGUACAUUCGGACGGCGCCUACUACGAGAUCCUGCCGGACGCCGGAUCGCUCGUCCUGUUUGACUCGAUGGCCGUCGAGCACGAGGUGCGGCCGACGCGGCGGGAACGGACGUGCCUCAUCGGUUGGUUCCAUGCGCCCACGGCGUGAUUUAUGUAAUAUUGUUUGUGCAAUUUAGUGCAAGGGGGG